ACACCGGCACGUGCCAGGCCUUGCAGGGCCUCCAUGCCCUCAGCUUCUACAGCGGCUUCCUGUCCCUCAUGGGCCUCACCGUGGACCGCUAUGUAGCCAUCGUGUGGGCACCCGUCGCCCACCGCCUGCACUCCUCCACCACCUGCUGGGGUCAGCUUUGCUCAGGGCUAGUGUGGCUGUUCUCCAUGUCUGGCCUCCCCAUUUCUUGGGUGGUGGACGUAACAGCAGCAGUCAGCCUGGCGCAAGUGGCCUUGGGUUUUGCGCUCCCAUUCGCAGUCAUGGCCGGCCUGCUACACAGCGAUCACCUGACUAAGACUAAGGACUCUUGCCUAGAGGAUGGCGGACAUCACAGGGGUGUCAGCCUGGUGCAAGUGGCCUUGGGUUUUGUGCUCCCAUUCACAGUCAUAGCGGCCUGCUACACAGCAAUCACCUGUGCUCUCCUGGCCUCCCUGUGUGCCCAGUCUCUCAAGGCCCUGCGCUUGAUUUUGGCCCUGGUCUUGGUCUUCCUGGCUUUGCAGUUGCCCUAUGCACUGCUUACCUCACUGGACAUGACCGCUUUGAUGGGACACCAGGCGUUGAGCUGCAAAGUCAUCCUCCGCCGGGACUUGGCCUCCUCAUCACUAGUG
Podarcis muralis (Common wall lizard) is the source of this 626-nucleotide messenger RNA. The record is from RefSeq and is a predicted model, not a curated record. Lineage: Eukaryota; Metazoa; Chordata; Lepidosauria; Squamata; Lacertidae.